This is a messenger RNA of Parnassius mnemosyne (clouded apollo), 4416 nucleotides long. NCBI's taxonomy places the organism in Eukaryota, Metazoa, Arthropoda, Insecta, Lepidoptera, Papilionidae. The record is from the annotation of a GenBank genome assembly.
AAUAUAAAUAUAAAUAGUGUAGGAAAUAGGAAUUAGGAAACAAGGAAAAGGAAUCAAAAAAAAAUUACUCAAAAGCUAAAGAUUAUUUAAAUCACUACAUUUAUCUAUACUACUAUUCUAUAACUAAAAAAAUGAAUAUACUAUUAGAUAUUCUCUAACGAGACAAACCAAAACUUUUUAUCAAAAAUCACAAAGCUAUGACAAAAAAUAUAACAUCAACAAUAUUUCAACCAAGAGAAAUCGCCCACAAUUCUUAUUGAUUUUCGUGUACGUUUAUUUCAGUGACUUUUUUAAAUAAAGAAAAUAACAAUAUGUGGAAACAGAAACAUAAUACAUGAAAAUUUAUUAUUAUCUCUUCAACAAAAUGAAUGGAAAAACUUUGUUAGAAUUACCAUUUGAUAUCUUAGUUAACAUAUUCAGUAUUUUAUGUACUCGUGAUCUUCGUAAUCUAAUGCUCACGUGUAAAACCCUUAAAAACGUAAUAAUAAAUAAUAAUCAUAUAUGGAGAAAAAUAGGUCAGAAUAAAUUGAUUAUUCGAAAUUCUAUAAACAGUUAUGAAAGUCAGUCUUGGUAUAAGAGAUGUCUAAUUUCACAUAAUUGGCACAAAGGCAUAUAUAAAAACCAGAUAGUUCUCCAUCAUGACACACUUUACAUGCCUUGGCUUAAAUUUCAUAAUUCUGAAAUUCUAUUACUGGCUCUUGGAUCGGAUCUUUUCUGUUUCCCUACAGACCGACGAGGAUUACCAAACUGUAGAAAAACUCUUUGGGCUCUAGAUGUCCCAACAAUCAAAAGAUAUGAUGUAAGGACUAAUGAUAUAUCAAGAUUUAUUACAAAUGAUAUUUUAUUACUCUGUGCUAACAGGUAUCUUCUAUAAUAUAUGUAUACUUUAAUAUAAAACUAUUGUUUUCAAUAAUUUUGUUUCUUCUUAUAAUCUCAUUUUUAGGGAUGGAUGCGUCAGUGUGUUUCAACUAAAUGGAACCAAAAAGAGACCAUCUUUACUUUGCCACAUUGAAGACUGUCAUAAAUAUGGUGAGGUAGAAGUAACAGCUGUUGAGGCAAUCAAAAGCAAAACAAAUGUUUGUGUGGUAACAGGUUCCCAAAACUGUGCAGAACUAUGUAUGUGGUCUUGGAAUUUUAUGGAAAAUAAUGAUGAAUUUAUAUGUUCAGAAAUACAAAACAUGAAUUGCAGUAAGUUGUUAUUAUAUUGUUAGCUUGGGACAGUCUACUGGUAGACACAAGCCUCUUUCUUUAUAGUAAAAAUUUGCUAUAACCAUCAAACUUGGUAGGUAAAUUAGUGAUUUACCUACCAAGUUAUUAUAUGUACAUUUAACCCUGCUCUUUGUCACUGGCCCGGAUUGGCCACAUGUUACAAGAAGCAUCAGAGAAAUGGUCAAAAAUUGUAACAGAAUAGACUCCAAGAUACAAAAUUAAGAGAUGCAGAGAAAGCCAAUUCAAACAAAAAUUAGAUGGCAGAACAGGCUGACAAAGAAGAUACACUGGGAUCAUGUGCCAGUUAACUUUCUUUUUUGUUUAUUCAUUGUAAUUUUAAGUCAGUGAAACAUUCUAUUUUUCUAUGUCACUGGUCUGGACAUAAAAUGUUAUACCACAAAUUAUCAGAAGCCAGGUCUUUCUCAGCUUUUUAUUUGUCACCUUUUGAGAUUGAUGGUGUAAGAAAAUUAAAUAUCAUUAUCAGCUAUUAUUCAAUAUUUGGACUUCAUCAUUAUCAAUAGCCAUUAUUAACAGCCAGCUCAUGCGGUACCUUGAGGAUCACCAGCUGAUUAGUGACCGCCAGUACGGUUUCCGUCGAGGUCGCGCAGCUGGUGAUCUUUUAGGUUACCUAACUCAUAGAUGGGCGGAGGCAGUGGAGUCCAAGGGGGAGGCGUUGGCCGUUAGUUUGGACAUAGCGAAGGCCUUCGAUCGGGUUUGGCACAAAGCGCUUCUUUCGAAGCUCCCUUCCUAUGGGCUUCCCGAGAAAUUGUGCAAUUGGAUCACCAGUUUUCUUGCAGAUCGGAGCAUCAAGGUCGUAGUAGACGGUGCAUGCUCCGAUUACAAGUCCAUUAACGCUGGUGUUCCACAAGGCUGCGUGCUAUCACCAACGCUGUUUCUUCUGCAUAUCAAUGAUAUGUUGCAAACCAGUAACAUUCAUUGCUAUGCGGACGACAGCACUGGUGAUGCUUUAUACACCGGCCGUGCCAAUAUUUCUCGGGAAAUCGUCGCCGAGUGCCGGAACAAACAUGUGUCUGAAGUCGAGACUUUGUUGAACAAAGUCUCAGACUGGGGUCGACUAAAUCUAGUCCAGUUCAAUCCCCAGAAGACACAAGUUUGCGCGUUUACCACAAAAAGAACCCCUUUGUUGUAUCUCCUCAGUUUCAAGGCACUUCCCUUGUUGCCUCAGCCAAUAUCGGGAUCCUUGGUGUCGACAUAUCGAGUGACGUGCAGUUUCGUGGUCACUUGGAAGAGAAGGCCAAAUUGGCCUCUAAAAAGCUUGGCGUGCUCAGCAGAGCGGGACAGUAUUUCAUGCCGGCACACCGCUUGCAACUUUACAAGGCGCAGGUUUGGCCUCACAUGGAAUACUGUUCCCAUCUCUGGGCAGGGGCUCCCCAGUGCCAGCUCCUUCCACUUGACCGCAUCCAGCGCAGAGCGGUUCGAAUCAUCGACGACCGAGUUCUUUCCGAUCGGCUUGACUCAUUGGCACUGCGUAGAGAUGUUGCAUCUCUGCAUAUUUUAUCGCUUCUAUCACGGGGAGUGCCGUGAGGAAUUGUUCGGACUAAUUCCAGCCGCCCAAUUUCACCAUCGCACAUCGCGACAAAACUCGCGAUACCAUCCAUACCAUCUGGAUGAUUGGCGGUCCACCACUGUGCGAUUUAGAAGUUUUCUUCCUCGCACAACUUCCUUGUGGAAUCGAUUACCACCAGCGAUUUUUCCGGACCAAUAUUUACGACUUAGGGACCUUCAAGAAAAGAGCCUACUCCUUUUUAAAAGGCCGGCAACGCAUCUGCGAUUUCCCUGGUGUUGCAGUUGUUCAUGGGCGGCGGAAUUUUAUGAUCCUUAAAUUAUGUUGUCCAAAAAUUUUUUUAGGUUUUGGUUAUUAUAUUUGGUUAUUAUGGUAUAGGUUUUGUAACCAUUGAAAAGAACUCUAUUAUCGCUAUAUAUAAAUAUCAUUUGCUGUCUGUUAGUCUCGCAAUAAUCCCAAAAAUGGCUAACCAAUUUUGGUGAUUUUUUUUACCUAUAUUUGAGUGGGUCUGGUUGGUUUAAAAACGCAAUUGGACCCAGUAGUUGGCGCUUUUGUCGAGAUCCAGGAAUCACCCGUGCAAAGCCAGAUCUCCAGUAAUUCUAUAAAUUUCAAUUAACUCUUAAUUUAACAAUACAACAUUGAUGUAGUGUCACUCCAGUCUAUAUGUGGCUUAAAUACUUCUGUGUACGAGUACUAGGAAUAUUACAAACAAUUAGUAUUUGCUGGAACCGUGAUAGAUCAAGAGAUAAGCACUGGUCUUUAAACUGCAUAGUAAAGAGCAAAUUAAGUUUGAUCGCUACUAAUACCAGUAAAAUUGUUAAUUUCAAAUACUAAUUAACUCCAUGCUCCCUGGUGAAAUAAAAUAUAAAAUGUGAGGAAACCUGCAUGGUAUUUAUUUGGAGAACAUUAGAAGCUCACUAAUAUGCAUUGAGGCAGCAUAACAGACUUCCCUGUUCCACAUAAACUGCUUAGAAAUAAAUGGAGUCCUGUGCCCAGCUAUUGAUAUAUAGACUGAUAGAUUAAUACUUUAAUUUUUCAGAAAAAAAGGUUAAACCACUUUCUGGAGAUGUAGGUGUGAGAUGCUUAGCCACAAGUCAAUCUAAUGAUAGAUUAGCAAUUGGCUUAACUGGAAACAAUAAACCUUUGGUACUGAAUUGUGAAAUUUUUGAACUUCAGGAGCCUGUAGAUUUAACUAAAAAUGGAAAGUUUGCUGUUAGAGACAUUCAAUGGCACAAUCAGAAUACCUUAGCCUAUGUAUCACAUUCAGGAUAUCUGCGGCUAUUAGAUAUUCGAACUAAUAACGUGGUUUAUGAAAGCAUGGAUCCAUUCCAGUCAUCAUUGUAUUGUGUAAAAUCGGAUGGAAACCAUGCACUUGUUGUUGGUACAUCGGAGUAUUCCCGUUGCGUACUGUUCGACGCACGCCGUCCUGCAAGACAUGUACAGAUGUAUUUUACGCAGAAGAAAUCGUCGCCAAUUUAUAGCUUGGACUUUAGUUCAUCAAAACUCAUAGCUGCGGCCGACAGGAGCAUAGCUUUCGUAGACUUCGACGUUAACCCUGCAGCCAUUAAAAAAAGGGACUACUCUCAAGUAUUUGAAUUAGUUAAAAGAUGAAUAUAAAUUUUAACUCAAUUUGUUACACCUUAAUUAUCAUUUGUAGAUCAAUAAAAAUACAUACAGUUUAU